AUGGAAGCAGAAAACGUCCGAUCCGCUGCUCUUUCGACGCUCCGACAAGAGAUGACUCGGGAGAUUCUCCUCGAGACGCGUCGCCCCAUCCAGCUACUGGCCCAAGCCAACGCCCACCAAACCUUUGUGAACUGGCACAUUCGACGUCCUGCAAAAGAAAACCAGACGUACAAUCCAGCAUAUCCAGAAAGCAACAAUGUUCUAUCCGCAGCUGUGAUUAGGAAGAGAGUACGUGAGCAUGAACAAGUGCUCUUGCUGGGAAGAUCGCAAAGGGGCUCAAAGGUGGAGGAACAUAUGCCUGGAGCCUGCUGUGCCUGUCGUGGAGGCACCUGUGACUAUGCUCCAAAAGGAGAAGAAUCUGCUCUCUGUGUGCACAACGAAGUAUAA
Messenger RNA from Seminavis robusta, 387 nucleotides. Lineage: Eukaryota; Bacillariophyta; Bacillariophyceae; Naviculales; Naviculaceae. The record is from the annotation of a GenBank genome assembly.